Carassius auratus (goldfish) is the source of this 937-nucleotide messenger RNA. Its product is annotated as E3 ubiquitin/ISG15 ligase TRIM25-like. Bases 13 to 927 code for a protein of 304 amino acids. Gene Ontology annotation, molecular function: zinc ion binding. The transcript is spliced from 3 exons. The record is from RefSeq and is a predicted model, not a curated record. NCBI's taxonomy places the organism in Eukaryota, Metazoa, Chordata, Actinopteri, Cypriniformes, Cyprinidae.
UCAAGCAGAAAGAUGGACGCAGCAACAGUUUUUCAGGAUGAAUUUAAGUGUCCGGUGUGUCUGGAUCUGCUGAAGGAUCCAGUGACCACUUCCUGUGGACACAGUUACUGUAAGAGCUGUAUUACAGACUGCUGGGAUGAAGAAGAUGAGAAGAGCGUCUACAGCUGCCCUCAGUGCAAACAGAUCUUCAGUCCAAGACCUGCUUUAGCUACGAACACCAUGCUGGCUGAAGUGGUGAAGAAACUGAAGAAGACCAAACUUCCUGCUGACCGUUACACUGGAGCUGGAGAUAAGAAGUGUGAUGUCUGUACUGGAAAAAAAUACAAAGCCGUCAAGUCCUGUCUGAUGUGUGUGAACUCUUACUGUCAGACUCACCUUGAACAACACGAGAGUUGGUUUAAAGGAAAGAGACACAGUUUGAUUGAAGCCACUGGACAACUGCAGGAGAUGAUCUGCCAGAAACAUGAGAAGCUUCUUGAGAUCUUCUGUCGCACUGAUCAGAAAUGUAUAUGUAUGCUGUGUAUGGAUGAACAUAAAAACCACGACAUUGUAUCAGUUGGAGAACAGAGGACAGAGAAUCAGAACCAGCUGAAGGAGACACAGAAGACGCUCCAGCAGAGAAUCCAGCAGAGAGAGAAAGAUCUCCAGCAGCUGAGAGAGACUGUGGAGUCUCAUAAGCGCUCUGCACAGACAGCAGUGGAGGACAGUGAGAAGAUCUUCACUGAGCUCAUCCGCUCUGGUAUGAGAGGCCAUUCUGAGCUGAUACGACUGAUCAGAGAUCAGGAAAAGACUGCAGUGAGUCGAGCUGAAGAACGACUGGAACGACUGGAGCAGGAGAUCAAUGAUCUGAGGAGGAGAGACGCUGAGCUGGAGCAGCUUUCACACACACAGGAUCACAUCCAGUUCCUGCAGGUAACACACAUCUAGAAGAACAGGA